AUGUCUCCGAGUAGUUCAUUUUGGGUGUUACUGUUUUGCUAUAAUAUUAUGCGAGUGAGUCCACAAUGUCAAAUAGCACAAGUAUGCAUAACUGAUUAUAGUAAAAGCGACUGUGGUGGUAUCGAGGAAUUGGUGCCAAAUUCCAUCGUGGAAGGGUGUUGUCCCUCGUGCACCAUCAGCGGUGGUACCCCAACGACGCAAGGUUGCGAUCCAAGUGUUUCCACUUGCUUGCCUGAUGGACGAUAUGCGCCAGUACAAUGCAAGGGCGAUCGAUUUACUGGCAGGUGUUUCUGCUCAGAUCCAAACGGAAGAAGAAUAUUCGGACAAAUGUGGAGGGACCAAGCGGAGCACAUGACGUGUGCGUGCAGUCGUAGAAGAGCUGAACUGGAAGCAGAAGGCAAGGUCGUGACGCUUCAUUGUUCAGCAAAUGGUGAUUACGAACAACUGCAAUGUGAUAGUGGGAUGUGCUGGUGUGUACAGCCUAGGACUGGACAGCCUAUCGUUACACCUGUUCACGAAGAAGAUAUGGAACGCCUUCCAUGCUAUAGUGCAGCAGUUAUUGGGGAACGGUAUUUAAGAAAAUGCGAAAGUUUAACUGCUGCCAAUGGAUUCAUCCGGUAUGAACAGUCGACACACGGAACUAAUUUCCUUGGUAGUCCUGUCUCAACUUGUGAUUACGACGGAAGUUACGGACCAAUUCAAAUUUUGAAUGGCAUAGCUUACUGCACGGGUCGAGACGGAAAAAUAUUAGGAGCCUGGCAGACAACAGUAGCUACUAUGCAGGGAAUGAAUUGCAAUUGUGCACGAGACACCAUGAUAUUCUUCCCGGAACGAGGAAUGACAGUCACUGAAACUUGUGAAGCGAACGGGAACUACAGACCGCUGCAGAGCGUGGGAUCAGUGUACUACUGCGUCGAUACGGACGGUUAUCACACAGAACUACAUGACGAAAUACCACCUGGUGAAUGCCGAAGUUAUGCUGCAACGUAA
This is a messenger RNA of Spodoptera littoralis (African cotton leafworm), 990 nucleotides long. The record is from the annotation of a GenBank genome assembly. Lineage: Eukaryota; Metazoa; Arthropoda; Insecta; Lepidoptera; Noctuidae.